Messenger RNA from Dovyalis caffra, 285 nucleotides. The record is from the annotation of a GenBank genome assembly. NCBI's taxonomy places the organism in Eukaryota, Viridiplantae, Streptophyta, Magnoliopsida, Malpighiales, Salicaceae.
AUGCUUUUUCCGCUAUGGUUGCUCCGGCUUGGUCAUUCCUACUCCUCGUCCGCCCCUAUGCGACUUUGUCUAGUCGGUGUUCUCCUCCUCCGGAUUGGGGUCUUCCUAGCUCUCCGAUGUGACUUGUCGCUUAGGUCACUCCGGCUAGGCCGUUCGUGCUUCCGUCCGCCCCUCCGCACUUCUUCUUAUUCUAGCUCGGGGCCGCCAACUAUGCUUGUCGCCGACACUUGGGCUAUAGGAUUUGGUUUUGCUAUGCUAAUGCUUUUUUGCUGUGGGUGCUCUUAG